This is a messenger RNA of Andrographis paniculata, 1302 nucleotides long. RefSeq lists its product as uncharacterized. The coding region runs from base 68 to 1150 and encodes 360 amino acids. The transcript has 2 exons. Lineage: Eukaryota; Viridiplantae; Streptophyta; Magnoliopsida; Lamiales; Acanthaceae. Gene Ontology annotation, molecular function: nucleotide binding. The record is from RefSeq and is a predicted model, not a curated record.
UCCCCUCCAAUAAACGGAUAUCUUUCGUCCACCUAUCUUCUCCUUUCUCAGCAAUCCUCAGCCUGCCAUGGCCGAAGCUCCGAUCAAAUUCGGAAUCUUAGGCUGCGCCAACAUAGCACGGAAGCUUUCCCGCGCCAUAAGGCUCUCCCCGAACUCCGAGCUGUACGCCAUCGGCAGCCGCAGCGUCGAGAGAGCCGCCAAGUUCGCCAAGGACAACGGCUUCCCAGAUUCGGCCAAGGUCUACGGUUCGUACGACGCCGUAUUGGACGACCCCGAGGUCGACGCCGUCUACAUGCCGCUGCCGACGAGCCUGCACGUCAAGUGGGCGGUUCUCGCCGCCGGGAAGAAGAAACACCUCCUCCUGGAGAAGCCGGUCGCGCUAAACGUUGCGGAGCUGGAUCUGAUUCUGGAGGCGUGCGAGUCCGCCGGAGUGCAGAUUAUGGACGCCACCAUGUGGAUGCACCACCCCCGGACGGCGAAGAUGGAGGAGUUCCUGUUCGAUUCUUCUCGCUUUGGGGAACUCAAAUUCGUGCACAGUAGCUUCAGCUUUGCAGCAGACAAAAACUUCCUCGAAAAUGACAUCCGCGUGAAGCCCGAUCUCGACGCUCUCGGUGCCCUCGGCGACGCAGGCUGGUAUUGCAUCAGGGCGAUCUUGUGGGCUGCCGAUUAUCGCCUGCCCAAAUCCGUCGUCUCCCUGGGCGGCACGGUGCUCAACAGCGCCGGCGUCAUCAUUGCCUGCGGCGCAUCCAUGGAAUGGGAUGACGGGAAGACGGCGACCUUCCAUUGUUCUUUCACGGCCAACAUGACAAUGGACGCCACCGUAGUGGGAACCAACGGCGUCCUACGCGUGAACGACUUUGUCAUUCCGUACGAGGAGAAUCGAGCUUCGUUUCUUUCCGCGGCUGAGAAGCCGGGGAUCGACGAGAAUCUCCAGGAAUGGGAGCCGGUGCCCGCCGAGGAGACGGUUGUUGCCACGGAGAGCCCCCAGGAAGCGCUUAUGGUGAGCGAGUUUUCGAGGCUCGUCGGUAACAUUAAAUUCCGCGGCGCCUCGCCGGAGAAGAGGUGGCCGGAGCUUAGCCGGAAGACGCAGGUCGUUUUGGAUGCGGUGAAGGCGUCGAUCGAUAAUAGCGAUCAAGUAAUCGAGUGUUAAUCUAUCAAUGAAUUGUGUUCGAUUUUUUAUUGGGCCGGCCCAGCCCAUUUUCAAUUUGUGCCAGAUAAGCUUAGCCAAAUUUUAAUUUGGCUUCAAACCGGGUUGGGUUGUAGCAAGAUGGGUUGAAAACAAAUUAGAUCUGUUUUGUAUAA